Amphiprion ocellaris (clown anemonefish) is the source of this 1927-nucleotide messenger RNA. It is a transcript of the gene pim2, whose product is annotated as Pim-2 proto-oncogene, serine/threonine kinase. Bases 247 to 1176 code for a protein of 309 amino acids. Gene Ontology annotation, biological process: negative regulation of apoptotic process; protein autophosphorylation; regulation of mitotic cell cycle. The transcript has 7 exons. NCBI's taxonomy places the organism in Eukaryota, Metazoa, Chordata, Actinopteri, Pomacentridae. The record is from RefSeq and is a predicted model, not a curated record. Gene Ontology annotation, molecular function: protein serine/threonine kinase activity; ATP binding. Gene Ontology annotation, cellular component: cytoplasm.
AGCGGCAUAAAGUCAGAAGAAAACAAACAAGCGGAGGUUUAGGCGGUCGGAUCGAGUUUACCGUUAAAACACCGGAAAGUUCAGUAACGGACGCUUUCAGUCGCUGGAUUUAGACUAAAAACCGGGAAACGGACGCAGAUAAACAGAGACUUUAGUCGGUUUAAGGUGGAAAACGUUUCGACCGGAGCGGAAUUGAAGCAGCGGGAUGGAUUUAAUCCGCUUAAACUGACGGAAAACUUCCAGAAAAUGUUGGAGAAAAGUUCCGCGGAGCUCCGGGAGGAAGAGCCGGUUCGAAAGAACGUGAAGGAACCGUUCUGCAGCCGCUACAGCUGUGGUUCUCUGCUCGGCAGCGGAGGUUUCGGUUCUGUGUUUUCAGGCCAGCGGCUGUCGGACGGACUGCAGGUGGCCGUCAAACAGAUCUCCAGAGACAGCGUCCAGCAGUGGGCCCGACUGUCAGGCGAGGCGGCGCCGGUUCCCAUGGAGAUCGUUCUGCUGCAGCGGCUGUCGGAGGUCGGAGGUCACGGAGGCGUGGUCCGUCUGCUGGACUGGUUCCAGGUGGAGGGGCGGGGCUUCCUGCUGGUUCUAGAGAGACCCCCUCAGAGCCAGGACCUGUUUGACUUCAUCACUGAGAGGGGGGCACUGCCGGAACGCCUCGCACUCAGGUUCUUCCGUCAGAUCGUGGAGGCUCUGCGAUUCGUCCACGCUAAUGGCGUCGUCCACCGAGACGUCAAAGACGAGAACAUCGUGGUGGACACCAGGACGCUGGAUGUCAAGAUCAUCGACUUCGGCUCCGGAGCGGCGCUGAAGGAGACGCCAUACAGCGAGUUCGAAGGUACGCGGGUGUACAGUCCUCCAGAGUGGGUGGAGUCUCAGUCGUACCUGGCGGUUCCUCUGACCGUCUGGUCUCUGGGGGUUCUGCUCUUCGACAUGGUUUGCGGUGACAUUCCGUUUGAGCGCGACCAGGAGAUCGUCGAGGCCAUGCCCCUCUUCACUAAGCGCGUCUCUAAAGAAUGCCAGUCUCUGAUUCGCUGGUGUCUGUCCUACCGGCCCGAGGACCGGCCCACCCUGGAGGAGGUUCUGACCCACCCCUGGAUGGACCGAGAGCCGGAGGAUGAGGAGGAGGACAGGGGAGACCUGCAGGGGGGGCCCAACUCGCUGCCGGGACAGUCCCUCUGAACCAGGAGAACCAGAAGAACCUGAAGGACCAGGAGAACUGGUUCUGGACUGUGAAGGAUCUCCUCAGACUUCUGGACUUGAAGCUGCAGAUCAGAAAAGUUCUGAUCAGUUUCUCUCAUUAAACCUGAUUGUACUGAGUUCUGGUCCUGGUCCUGGUCCUGCUUCUGGUCCUGGCUCUGGUCCUGGUUCUGGUCCUGGUUCUGGUCCUGGUCCUGGUUCUGGUCCUGGUCCUGGUCCUGGUUCUGGUCCUGGCUCUGGUCCUGGUCCUGGCUCUGGUCCAGCAGAUGAUUGAGUCGGAACACUGGAUGUAUUUAUUGAUCUCUGCUGGUUCCUGAUCACUUAUUUAUUGAUUGAUUAUUUAUCAGAUUCAGGUAAACGGAUCAAUCAGAACCGAUCGAUCAGGAGAUCAAUGAUUAUCUGAAAACAUUGGAUGCGUUUUAGUGUCUCGGCCAGAGGAAGGUUCUCUAUUAUUGAUUAUUGAUCAGUUGAUCAGUUAAAUGUUCUAACCUGCUGAUCCUGUUUGGAGCUGAGCUCACCUGAGCAGGUAGCUGAAGGUCAGGAGCAUGGCAGGGGUUGGAUGUGUCUGGAGAUACUUUUUGUGUAUUUCUGUGUAUUUUUGUGUAUUUGUGUUUCCUGGUUUUUCUCUAAAGUGGUUUUUCGUCACUUUGUUCCGUUUAUUUACAUUAAAUAAGAAAUUGAAGAAAUCGAAGAAGAAAAACGAUCCGACGUUUGAAUAAAAAUCUUUAAAGAG